This is a messenger RNA of Rotaria sordida, 237 nucleotides long. The record is from the annotation of a GenBank genome assembly. Lineage: Eukaryota; Metazoa; Rotifera; Eurotatoria; Philodinida; Philodinidae.
AUGGUCGAAGAAUAUCAAAGUAAUUUAUCAUAUGAAAAGUAUUAUAAUGAAUGUUCACCAUUAUCAUGUCAGUAUUCAAAUAUGAUAAGUCAUGAUGCAACUGAAGCAAUAAUAUCUCUUAUAUCUCUUUAUGGUGGAUUAUUUAUUAUUACUAAUUGUUUAGCUGUAAUUAUUGUUAAAAUAUAUCAACGUCUAAUCCGUCGAAUCACUCCAGAAGGUACUGAACAAAAUACAUAA